CCUUUGGCCAUUUAUUUACAGUGUGCGGUAGGGGUCGCUGUUGAAAUAUAAACCUAAUUUGCUGUAGUCAGCACACGCUCAGGGAGCUGUCUCAAAUGUAUGCUCUAGUCUAUCACACUGUCAUAACCGUGAAAAGAAGUACAGUAGUCUACUUUUUUAAGUUGGUGUGCUGAAGAGGGAUCAUUGAUGGCAGUGGACAACUUUUGGGAUGUGUGUGCAGUCUGAAGAGAUGCAACGCUGAUAAGAUUUAAAUGUUGGCCUAUGCAUCGCUCUUCAGGGGGUUGAAAGUCAUGUGCACAACAUCGGUACAUUUAUGGUUAAGUGCUAGGAAGACAGUGAGGUAGCAUAAUGUCAGAUACACUGUGUUAAUUUAUGGGGUCCACGUCUAGGCAAUUUGAGCUUUAAAAUCUGAAACACAUCCCACCUUCGAAGGGGGAGGAGGUGGAGGUUUGGGAGAUCCGACUGCACGCAAAGAGAUGCACAAGACCGAGAAACAUGGUGCAGUCUUUGCAUUGGCAUACAAUCAACUUCAUAUGAUUUUUCGUUGAGAGAGCACAGCAGUGCAAGCUGAUGAGAGGAAAGCUGGCUGCGCUGAACCAAACAGAAGAGUAGAAGUGGAUCCAAAAUGACACAGAGAAUUAGUCACUGCAGUUAUCUGAUAGUCCAGUGCUCCAGCACCACACCAAACAGCAGCAGACUCUUUCAAGGUUUUCAGCGAGAAUAGAAUAUGUGCAGGUGCUGUGGCACCUCCUGUUUAAGCGCAUUUGGUCUCCUGCCCAUUCAGAGAGGACAGCAGGAGACUCUCAGGUCCAGCUCACAGACCAGACCUUUAAGGGCCUCGACCAAAUAAAACGCUGUUCCAGGUGUCCUCAUGGGACCAACGAGCCUUGGUCCUUCUGAGGUCCAGCUCAGUCCCUAUGGCCUCCGACAAGGAUUUGGUAUUGAGGAGAACCUCCAUCCCUUUCCAUCGCCCCCAGGGAGCUCGCAGCAUAUGACCAACUCGGUUCUCCUGAGCAACAUGUAUUGUUUCUCCCCCAUGUCUCCGGUGUCUGUGGCCUCAGAGGACAUAGGCAUGGUCUCCAGCAUCAGCUCCAACCAGAAGGCCACUGCCACUUGUCUUCGAGUCUGCAAAGAAGGGUCUCGUCCUGUGGUUGGCUGUCCUCAGGUCCAGCUGCCUCAAAGUUCGCACAGUUCCAAGAACUGUGUCCAUCCACUGACCUCCUCGAUGUCCCUCACCUCCUCACCUCUGUUCUACUCCUCCUCCUCUUCCUCCUCCUCAUCUUCUUCAACCACCAACCUUUCCCUCUGUUCCUCGUCUGUGCACCUGAGCUCUGCCCCUCUCCCCACGCCUCCUCUGUCCAGAGCUGGCCACCACGACAGCAUCCGAAAUGUCCCUCUACAACAGCAGCAGCUGGACCUACAUGGGCCGCUGCCCGUCGCUCUCAAGCAGGAGCCGGGCGACGAGUUGUUCCUGCCGUGCAACCAGGCGCUUUUUCACCUUAAGCACGAGGAGGAUCGAGCGCGUCUCGGCCAGGAACGCCACCGCCGUCCGGCGCCAUGUGGCACCUUACCAUCACCACACGAACACCUCCACUCCCAGCAGUGUCUGCCCACGGAUCUGAAGGACCACUGCCUCAUGACCUCCAGGCACUCGUCCCAGGAGCCCCACGCCCAAGCUGGGCAGCCGUGCAAGGGCAGGGAGGGGGGUGAAAUGUGCAUGUCCCCCCGAGACGAGCAAGCCUGCCAGUGGCUGGACUGCUGCGCUGCCUACAAGCAGACAGAGGAGCUGGUGAGGCAUAUCGAGAAGGUUCACGUGGACCAGCGGAAAGGCGAGGACUUCACCUGCUUCUGGGCCGGCUGCGUGCGCCGCUACAAGCCCUUCAACGCCCGCUACAAGCUCCUGAUCCACAUGAGGGUCCACUCUGGGGAGAAGCCCAACAAGUGCAUGUUUGAGGGCUGCAGUAAGGCUUUCUCUCGCCUGGAGAACCUGAAGAUCCAUCUGCGCAGCCACACCGGGGAGAAGCCUUACCUGUGCCAACACGCCGGCUGCCUCAAGGCCUUCAGCAACUCCAGCGACCGGGCCAAACACCAGCGCACUCACCUGGACACGAAGCCCUAUGCCUGUCAGCUUCCCGGAUGUACCAAGCGCUACACAGACCCCAGCUCCCUGCGCAAGCAUAUCAAAGCCCACACUGUCAAGAUGCAGCAGCUUCGAGACCAGGUGCUGCUGUGCUCUGAGGUAGAGACGGACUGCAUGAGCGAGUGUCUGGCGCUGCACUCCCUCCUGAGCGCCGCUCCCGGCCUGAUGGAGCCCGGCUCCCCCGGGGUGACCGUCACCGCCGUCGCCACUGCUCCCGCCGGGCCCCGCUCACAGCCCUGCAUCAGCUCUUUCCCUGGGGCGGAGGAUUACUCUGAAGCCAGCAUCAUCCCUUUAUCAGAGGCCCUGGCCACACCCCCAGACCUGUCCUCCACACCAUGUGACCUCCAGCAGCGUGUUGGGGGCUCCCCUCAGCAGUUACCCCUUAUGUCCCCAGGGAGGACCCUGCCGAACAGAUUCCAUUCGUCGCUGAUGUUCUCAGAAGUAAGCCUGCUUAGAGGCCGAGGGGAACCACUGACCCAUCCCGACAGGCUGGGGUUGCUGACGGACCAGUGUGAUCCGAAACAUGAGGGGCUCUAUCCUGACCUAACAGGGGCAUAUCAUGACUUCCACUCUGGCAAUAUCAGUCUUCUAGACCAUCUGGCCAGUGAAGCCUCUGGAGGUCUGUUUGAGCCCAGUGGCUACUUGCUCAACCCAAGCUCAACAGCGCCAUCUACAGUAGGCUUCAGUGGGCAGGAGCACCAAGCCUCAGGCAGCCAUGUUUUCCCCCCUCUCCAGAGGAGAGUGACCCCCCAGAUGUGCCUGUAAGAGGACUAUCCAGCCAGCGGGGAAUUGAGAGGACAGACACUCAUCGUCCGCCUGUCUGUCUCACAAGUACAUUGUUACUUUCUUUUCUCUCUCUCUGUCAGAGCCAAUGUUUACAUUCUAAGUAGGUAUUAUACAGUAGGUUCAUGCUGUUUUUGCACUGUUAUAAGGACACCCAUACAUGCUCUUUUGAAAAGGCAACAUAAUUGUAGCAUCAACUAUAGUCAUCAUUUUAAAUAGAACAAUGUGCCUCAAUGUAAUGGUUUCUCAAAAGAGAAUCUGCAUUUUUAUUC
Molecule: messenger RNA, 3195 nt
Organism: Alosa sapidissima (American shad)
Lineage: Eukaryota; Metazoa; Chordata; Actinopteri; Clupeiformes; Clupeidae
Gene: glis1a
Product: zinc finger protein GLIS1
Exons: 10
Coding region: 872-2905 (677 amino acids)
Biological process (GO): regulation of transcription by RNA polymerase II
Cellular component (GO): nucleus
Molecular function (GO): RNA polymerase II cis-regulatory region sequence-specific DNA binding; DNA-binding transcription factor activity, RNA polymerase II-specific
Source: RefSeq, a predicted model, not a curated record